AUGGUACAUACGUUUGCUCAAGUCAAAGUGAAAUCUCAGCGAAGCGAAGGUCUGGUUAAUGCAGAGCUCAGAGACAACGGAUUGCUCGUUAGUGAUGGAGACAGCAAGGUGCCUGUGAAAAUUGGGAGACCACCAUUCUGUCCCUUCCAUCAUUUGAAUGAGACAGAAAUUAAACGACUUCCUGGUGAUGUGCUAAAUGGCGGUGUCUUCAGUGGAACAGCUGUCAUUGUCCACACCGGAGACAACAAAAUCUUACUGACAAGAAGGGCAAGCCACUUGAAAUUAUUCCCAGGAGUUUUGGUUCCACCAGGUGGACACAUUGAAGGAAAUGAAACGAUCGUGGAGUCUGGGAUACGAGAACUUCGGGAAGAAACUGGGAUCACUCUAAGGCAGUCUGAUUUUGUGGAUUCUCGCCUGCCGAUCUUAGCUCUGUGGGAGUCGACGUUUCCGCCGAAGCUAAGCCUAGGCCUGUCGACACACCAUCACAUUGUGGUCUUCAUUCUUGCCAAGCUGUUGCCGUCUAUUACGUCACAGAAGCUACAGAAGCAAAUGGAUCUGAAUCCGGCGGAAGUAGGCGCAAGUGCGUGGCUGGAUAGACAGAUGGUCGAGGCCAUAACUUCCGCCAGCGGAGAAAACCGGCCAUAUGGGAACGAUCAUAAAACUCUUCCUCAGAAAAUAAAGGCUAUACUGGUUACUGAAAACAAGGAACAAAUAUUGACUGAUCUUCCUACAGCGCCAUUAUUAGAAACAUCUUCAGAUGCCGUGGACAUAAAAAGGGUUUGCACUGGGACGAAAUUUGUCUUAGAAGAAUGGCUUAAAGUGACGUAGGGUGGGCAACAGGAAAAAGGCACCCAGAAAUGCAUUAACCAAUGAGGAACCCAGUUACACAGCGGAAGUGCCAGCUAAAGCCCUCCCAGCAAUGGCGACCGGCAUGUUUCCGGUCGGAGACAGCCCUUAAAUUGAAAACGGAAGUUGGCAGAGAGUGCACAGGGUGGGGAUUAUACAUUCGAUACAAAAAUUUCCAGCGACUCAUUGAGAAGGGUGAACAAUAAAUUACAGUUAAUUGUCCUGCAUCAUGUAACUGUAUAGUCGGUGGCCGUUAUACCGAGUAGAUUGUUACAGUCGAUGGGCUUUCUGCUAGGCAAAAUGCGGGUAGACGUUGCCAAUUUAUGAUUGUCUCAUUGAUUCUGAGGCGAAGACGAUACGUCAGGUAAAUUGACCGUGACAAAAAGCUGAGCAUUUUGUCCAAGGAAUCAUUGUUCUUGGAGGCUCUUAUAUCCGCAACCAUUCCACUGUUGAAGCAGUAAGCCUACAUGAGAAACAUCAUUGUAUGUACACGCUGCAUACUAUAUAGUUGCUAAACAUACACACUCUACAGGGACAACAAUGUAAUUGUUCCAUGUAAUAUCAGUUGUGAUGUUUGUUUAUUAACCGUGCUUGGUUAACGUGCUAUAGAGCAGUACAAUAUCAGAGAAACCUCUCACCAAUGCGGUUGCUAUUAGGUCAAAGACUGCUCGACUCGUUUCCUCUCCAUUCAAACGUAGGAAGGUCUGCAGCAACUUGUGGAUGAUCGUCGGUUUGCCCAGCACCUUGCCCGAUUUCUUCCCGGUAGAAUGUAUAUAUGAAAGGGAAAAUACAUGCAGUUAUAAAAAUGUAACGCUCAAUACAUUAUACUAUUACGCGUCUUACAUUUAUACAAAUUCUUGCGGAUUUGUUUUUUGUUUUUUUUUUCGCAGUGAAAACGGUUUUAGUUUGUUCGUUAAUUCUGAUUGACGAACGAAUAUCAUAUGAUAUACUUCGUGAAACAGAGGAUGGUCGCGACAUUCCCCGGGGCUCUCCUCGGUUUACUCCCACCACAAUACU
Molecule: messenger RNA, 1863 nt
Organism: Liolophura sinensis
Lineage: Eukaryota; Metazoa; Mollusca; Polyplacophora; Chitonida; Chitonidae
Product: nucleoside diphosphate-linked moiety X motif 17-like
Exons: 7
Coding region: 1-828 (275 amino acids)
Biological process (GO): NADP+ catabolic process; NAD+ catabolic process
Cellular component (GO): cytosol; peroxisome
Molecular function (GO): NADH pyrophosphatase activity
Source: RefSeq, a predicted model, not a curated record